AUGUUAGAUACGAUGAGAGCAGCAGGUCAAGAAAAGAUCGCACUCAAGAUCAUCAAACAAAACCAUUCAAAGAAGAGAAACAGGUCACGUAAUGGUCAGCUUUGGACAUGGACAUGCAAAUUACCUAUUAACUUAGAGAGGUAUCAGAUCUUCAACGAACUUAAUGCAGAGACAGCAAAGAAGAUGAUGAAAGAUUCAUGUUUCAUCUACGCUUGUAUUCAAGCUGGUGUUGACGAAGCAACAAUUAAUCAUAUGAGGGAAAUCAUUCGUGUCAAAGAUUUUCCAAUGUCAAAGAUUAAGGUUAUUGCCAAAGAAACAGGAAUAAGGUUCCAUGUCAUCAAAUACAACGAGAAGUAUUCAAAUCAUUCAUAUACUUAUGAACCAGAUGAAGAACCAAAGAUGACAGUAGAACUUUUAUUAAUGUAUGACCACUACAUGUUGAACGAAAAGCUUCCAAUAAGUUCAAUGUUCAUCAAGAACUAUGAAGAUGUUUGUAAGUUGUGCAAGGAUUGGACUUUAGAGAAGAAGAUGUUAGUUAACAGAAGAUAUGAAACAAGGUAUGCAAUUAACUCAAAGUUAGUUACACCACUUGCAAAAGUCAUUGAACUCUUGUUUGCUAACAAUUAUUUCGAACCAAUUAGAACAGGAGAACUUUGCACAUACUUCACAACGAUGUAUAAUGAGAACCUUGAAGAAAUGAUUGACCUCACAUACAAUGAGCGUUAUUGCGCAAGGAUGAAGAA
This is a messenger RNA of Trichomonas vaginalis G3, 743 nucleotides long. RefSeq names its product organellar and viral DNA polymerase type B. The annotation marks the transcript as partial. The transcript has a single exon. The record is from RefSeq and is a predicted model, not a curated record. NCBI's taxonomy places the organism in Eukaryota, Parabasalia, Trichomonadida, Trichomonadidae.